Molecule: messenger RNA, 3185 nt
Organism: Anopheles coustani
Lineage: Eukaryota; Metazoa; Arthropoda; Insecta; Diptera; Culicidae
Gene: EDTP
Product: myotubularin-related protein 14
Exons: 7
Coding region: 338-2812 (824 amino acids)
Biological process (GO): dephosphorylation
Molecular function (GO): phosphatidylinositol-3-phosphate phosphatase activity
Source: RefSeq, a predicted model, not a curated record
AACUUGCGUUUGUUUUGCCUGCAGUUCAGCUCGAUCCGCUAGCACGCUUUCGCGCGUCCCGUGAAAGUUUCUGCGUAGAAGUGAUUCACGUAGUUUUGCGUAUCGCACUUCAACCCAAUAGCGCAGAUUACCAGCACCUUGUGCCCAGGCGUCGGCCAAAAACCCGUGUGUUCCGCGUGAAACCCUUAUCCCCGUGACAGUAACAGCAGCAGCAGCACCAUCACUCGUGAUUCGUUCAAGUGUUUGCCACAUCACUUCGCUACCAUCGCGAUUGACUGCAUCGUGUUUCGCGUGUCGAUUAGUGCUCCCAAACCACCGUCGUCAAUGUGCAGCCAGGAUGAAUUGCGAAAUCUUACAGCAGGACAUCCAAUCGUUAUUGGAAUACUUCGCCAAAAACAUGUACCGUGCGAAGGAUUGUGAAAAUGGCAACGACGUUAUGCAUCGGUGUAACGUACUUCUCCAGCAGGACUACAGCGUGAUAGAGAUCAGCAACAGCACCGGCGAGCUAUCCUCGCAUUAUCCUAGUACUCUGCUUAUUCCGGAGUAUGAAUACAAGAGCCUCUCCAGCAGCACCAAUACUCAGGCACCAACUCAGGGCCCCAACAAUGGCUAUCCAACCAGCAACACCGACUUCCUGCCACGGUCCGGCAAUCUAGCAGCCGAACUACGUCACCAGCAGCAGCAACAGCAAUCCGGACCAGCUGCUACUCAACAGCAACAGCAGCAACAACCAACUGUGCCUUCGUCAGGACAGCAGCAGCAGCCACAAACUAUUUACGAGACAACGUACGAUGCAAACAAGCUACGGGAUUUGAUUAACAAAGCACGAUUCGCCCGAUGCCGGGCUCGAUUUCCACUGCCGGUUAUACUAUACAAGGGAAAGUACAUUUGCCGAUCAGCGACGCUGUCCGGUGGGCCGGAGAUUUACGGCCGGUCCGGGUUGGAUUACCUUUUCUACAGUUCGGACUCCACUGCUACCUCACCGACGUUGGAUGAGGAUGCGUACGAAGCACGGGAGACGUCCCUUUCGGAGGACACGUUCGAGGAGCCGAUCACAAACAGCGACUGGCAGCUGUUCGAUCGUGUGCGCAGCCAGGAUAUCAAGCUACUGAAGACACUGAACGUUGGCACGAUCGUCGACUUUAUGGUGGAAAAGAAGAAGGUCAAAUUUGGCAUGAACGUCACUUCCUCGGAGAAGGUGGACAAGGAGAAGCGGUACGCCGAGUUCAAGAUCGUCUCGCUGCCGUAUCCGGGGUGCGAAUUUUUCCGCGACUACCGCGAUAACAACUUUUCCGGCGAGGGACUCGUGUUCGAUUGGUCGCAGGCGCACGUGGACGCGAGCAUCGGCGUACCGGAAGACUCAGUAACGGCGCAGCUGCCAAUCGACUGGGAAAACUACAAGGACUGGGAUCUGGUGAAGAUCACGCAGAACUAUCUGAAGCUCCUGCUGCGCUACCUGCAGGACAGCAGUUCGGGGCUACUGAUUCACUGCAUUAGCGGAUGGGACCGGACACCCCUGUUCGUGUCACUGCUACGCCUCUCCCUGUGGGCGGACGGGGCAAUCCAUCAGUCGCUGAGUGCGGCACAGAUUCUUUACUUUACCAUCGCCUACGACUGGCUGCUGUUCGGUCACAAUCUGCCCGAUCGGCUCAACAAGGGCGAGGUGAUUUUUUUCUUCUGCUUCUACGCCCUAAAGUACAUCGCCGAAGACGAGUACAGCAUUUUGGGUCAACGCUACAAAAGCAAACACAGCAGCGGAAGCAGCAGUAUAGGCGUUAUUCGAACGGACAGCGAAAGUAUGCUCGAUGGGAUACUGCUGGACGGCGAGAGCCGGGGCUCGAGUGUUUCCCUCAACUCAACGUGCAGCUGCCUCAGUGGACGCAGCUCGUCCCAGCAUGACACCCAGACGUGCAUCAGUGUAGGUGGAACCGCGGGGUCUGGCGGUAGCGGCAUCAGCGUGACCAUCGGUGGCUCCAGCUUCCAUCAUGCUGACUCCCACAAUAAUACGAGCGGUGGCCGACCAAUCGUCGGCGGCUACCAUAAUCCACAUGACGAUAGCUUGAAUGCCAGCAAUGGCAAUGGCUGGUUAGCGCAUAGUCACGAUAGUAAUAGCAGUAUUGGAUGCAUAUCGAACGAUAGUACUACUAAUCUCAGUAAUCAUUGCGCUUGGUCACCGCAACCGACAAGAACUAGUCCCGUUUCCGUACCAGUAGCGAGUAGGUUACGUCAACGGCAAGAAUCGACCUCGUCCCUAUCCGUGGGCAGCUGGCAGAUGAUAUCCGGCACCGGGAGUCUUCGCAGUUCCGACUCGGCAACGGAACUGCAUAACCAUCAACACGCAGCGGCCGGCCACCAAUACCCGCAUCACCAUCAUCAUCAUCAUCAUCAGCAUCAUCAAUCGCAGUACCACAACCAUGUAAAUAGCAAUCUGUACGGCAAUAAUCAUCCCUCGUCUGUGAUGUACACCGUCGGUGGCAGUGGAGCGACCACGGAUGCGACUGCCACGACACCGAACGCCAACCAUCUACACCAUGGGCACGGGCAUGCUGCUCCACAUUUACAGCACCAGCAACAGCAAUCGCAGGAUUCCAGCUGCUGCACAAUACUAGAUGACGAGUGCUUUAAUUCAUCCUACAGUCACGACUUUUAUGCUAUGCGACGUGAACGAUUAAAUCAAGUACGAACGUUAUUCUACAAUUGCUACUACUCGACGAUUGCAUUCAAAUUUAAAUCCGUACCGGAUUCGGCGCUCGGUAGUUUGCUCGGAAAUUUUGCGGAAAAAGUGGGCCUAGCGCAUCGGACAUCCGUUUAGAGACCUAACCCGGCUAGACAACGAGUGGAACCGAAACCCUGGGAGCGAAAAGGAAUAGAAAGCCAAGCCGAACAACAAUAAGUAAUGGCAUCAUCCGCGUGCAUCCCCUGCGCUCUCCAGGAUUAGGAGAGGGUUUUUUUCUUCUGCGUCGUCGUGCAAGAGUCUUCCACAUUGUUGGAAUUGCAAGGUGUUUUUCAUAUAUACAUAUAUAAGUUUUUUUUUUUUCUUGUGUUAAUAUGCUUUUUGUUCAGAUUUUGUAUAAUAACCUCGUAAGCUACCGGCGUGUAACUCAGGUGACGUGUUUGAACCUUUUCGUAGCAAGAAAGGGUAGUUGUUUUGUUCAAAUAAAGCGCAAAACUGACUGUGAAAGAGA